Messenger RNA from Trachemys scripta elegans, 1872 nucleotides. RefSeq names its product rhotekin (gene RTKN). NCBI's taxonomy places the organism in Eukaryota, Metazoa, Chordata, Testudines, Emydidae. The record is from RefSeq and is a predicted model, not a curated record. Gene Ontology annotation, cellular component: actomyosin contractile ring. Gene Ontology annotation, biological process: actomyosin contractile ring assembly; mitotic cytokinesis; signal transduction.
GGGCAGGGGCCGCCCGGCCGGGGCGCGGGCAGCGGGGAACCGGCGCCGGGAGGAGGCGAAGCUGGGCCCGUGGCUGGUGGCUGGGAAUCCGCUGACGAGACAGCCGGGGGCAGGGGAAUGUGAGGAGGCAGCGAGCCUGCCCCACGUACCCGCCUGCUCCGGGUGAGAUUGGGGAGCCCCGUCCUGUGGCGCUCAGACAGAGCAGAGCAGAGCUCGGGGCACCGCUCACAGGCACCUUGCACCUGACCCUCCAGGCGGGGUGGCCAUGGGCAUUGGCUGUGGCCUGGCGAGCCGGCACCUGUGCAGAGGCACUGGGACUGCCAGGGACUGGGCCGGGCCGGGGGUGUAGCCGGUUCCAUGGACAUGGCGGCGAGGGACAGGUUUGCAGAGAUGCAGGACAGGCUUCGGAUCCUAGAGGACCUCAACAUGCUGUACAUCCGGCAGAUAGCACUCAGCCUGCAGGACACGGACAUCCAGAAGAAGAUUGACCAUGAGCUCCGGAUGCGCGAAGGUGCCUGCAAGCUGUUGGCAGCCUGCACACAGCGGGAGCAGGCCCUGGAGGCAACCAAGAGCCUUCUGGUCUGCAACAGCCGCAUCAUGGCCUACAUGUCCGAGCUGCAGCGCAUGAAGGAGGCGCAGGUGGCGCAGAGGACGGCCCGGCGGCCAGUGGAAGCAGUGCUGCGACGAGCUCAUGAAGAUCGAGGUGCCGUCCCCACGCAAGCCCCCAGCCCUGCUGGCCAAGCAGGGCUCCCUGUACCACGAGAUGGCUAUUGAACCUGUGGACGACAUUGAGGCCGUGACGGACAUCCUGGCGCGGCGGGUGACGGCCCUGGAGCUGCGGCCGGACCUGGGCUGCCCCCCAUGGCUGUCUCUCUUCGAGGGGCCCCUGCUCAGCGCCUCCCAGGCCAGCAUCACUUCUGACACCGCCAGCGCCAGCCCCUCUCGCUCACGCCAGUCGUGGGGCCGGCCCCGCACGCUCUCCCUGGACGCCAGGCUCAGCACACUCAAGGGGCGUGCUGGAAAGGGCCCCGCCACCGCCCUGCGCCCGCUGGCCGGCCCCCCCCACUCCAGCUCCUCCAGCAGCAGCAGCACCACCCCCGAAUCGGAGCGCCAGGGCCGCCGCCCCACCCGUUCCCCCCUGGAUCCCCGCAGCUGUCUGCAGUCCCAGGUCUGAGCAGCACGGGGCGCCGGCGCCUGCACCCUGACCAGGACAGGAGGUGACAGGGGAGAUGCCCUGGGCAGGGGCCCCCUCAUGGCCCAGCCAGCCCCACGGCCCCCCUGCUCAGGCAGCAGCCUUGGCUGGGUCGCGGUGUCAGUUCUCCGUCCUGAGCGGCGGCACCUCCCCACCCCGUCCUCCCGCUGAGCCCCCGGCGCGGGGACCUCGCUCACGCAGGGCCAAGGGACCCCACGGGGGCCUGGCUUGUGGGGAGACCACAGCAGGGCCCGUGCCCCUUGUUCCCACCCGAGCUCCCUGGCAUCCGCAGGGGAGGGCUGUUAGGAACAACCAUCCCUGCCCCCAGCCUGGGGCACAGGGUCCACUUGCUCCCCCAGCUGGGCUGAGCCCUGGGCCGAGGUGCUGGGCUCACCCCCUCCCCCAGGCUCCGCUGAGCAGAGCGGGAGCUGCCCCUGGCCCCAGCCAGACGCACAGGGCAGCCUGUGGGCUGGGGAGGGGGGGCCUGAGCUGUCCUCAGCCUGGCUUCAGAGCAAAGGCUGAACGCGGGGGGGCUUCGGGACAAAAAACUGGAAUGAGGUUGGCCCAAGUGACAGGGAGGGGCCUGUGGAUUCCCUAAUUCCAGCUCUAACGGCUUCUUCUCACUAACCAGCCCCUGGAAUUUGCUCCAUGCCCCCCCCUUGCAGCUGCAGCUCCUCGCC